Molecule: messenger RNA, 1520 nt
Organism: Erinaceus europaeus (western European hedgehog)
Lineage: Eukaryota; Metazoa; Chordata; Mammalia; Eulipotyphla; Erinaceidae
Gene: NKX2-4
Product: NK2 homeobox 4
Exons: 2
Coding region: 441-1520 (359 amino acids)
Biological process (GO): cell differentiation; regulation of transcription by RNA polymerase II
Cellular component (GO): nucleus
Molecular function (GO): DNA-binding transcription factor activity, RNA polymerase II-specific; RNA polymerase II cis-regulatory region sequence-specific DNA binding
Source: RefSeq, a predicted model, not a curated record
GAAAGCGCAGAGUCCUACACGAUGGAGCCUCGACGUCGGCCUCAGAGUUCUCAUUCCGGGUGCUCGAGGGCCGCGGUGACGGCCGAGCACAGGCGGGAAGGAUGGAGAAAACCAGGAGGUGAUCUUUUCAGCAAACACGCAACUGCCCCCUUUACCUUUUUUUUUUUUUUUUUUUUGCUCCUAUAAUGGGGGGUGAGAGAAAAAGAUGUCAAUGACCAUUGUUUGCGCGUUUGGGAUGUUGCUCCGCCCCCCGAGUCUGUCGUAAACCUGGGGCCGGACUAAAAUAAACCCCCAGAUCCCGCAGCUCCGGGGGCUCGCCGCGCAGCCCGCAGCUGGUCACAGGCGCUGCCGCCGCGGCCGACCGAGGUGGCGGCGACAAGCAGCCGCCCGGUCCCGCCCGAGCCCGCCCCGGGCCCCCCUACCUGGCGGUCCGCCGAGCCAUGUCGUUGAGCCCCAAGCACACGACGCCCUUCUCCGUGUCCGACAUCCUGAGUCCCAUCGAGGAGACCUACAAGAAGUUCGGCGGCGCCAUGGACGGCGCGCCGCCCGGCUUGGGGGCGCCCCUGGGGGCCGCGGCGGCCGCCGCCGCCUACCGCGCGCAACCGCCCGGCCCCUCUUCGCAGGCGGCGGCCGUGGCGGGCAUGCAGCCUUCGCACGCCAUGGCGGGACACAACGCGGCGGCCGCGGCGGCGGCGGCGGCAGCGGCGGCGGCGGCGGCCGCCACUUACCAUAUGCCGCCCGGCGUCUCGCAGUUCCCGCACAGCGCCAUGGGGGGCUACUGCAACGGCGGCCUGGGCAACAUGAGCGAGCUGCCCGCCUACACGGACGGCAUGCGGAGCGGCGCGGCCGCCGCGGCCACCGGCUGGUACGGCGCCAACCCGGACCCGCGCUACUCGUCAAUCUCCAGGUUCAUGGGGCCGUCGGCGGGCGUGAACGUGGCCGGCAUGGGAUCGCUGACGGGCAUCGCAGACGCCGCCAAGUCGCUGGCGCCGCUGCACGCGGCUGCUGCGGCGCCACGAAGGAAGCGCCGCGUGCUCUUCUCUCAGGCGCAGGUCUACGAGCUGGAGCGGCGCUUCAAGCAGCAGAAGUACCUGUCGGCGCCCGAGCGCGAGCACCUGGCCAGCAUGAUCCACCUGACCCCGACGCAGGUCAAGAUCUGGUUCCAGAACCACCGCUACAAGAUGAAGCGGCAGGCCAAGGACAAGGCGGCGCAGCAGCUGCAGCAGGAGGCCAGCCUGGGCCCGCCGCCGCCGCCGCCGCCAUCCCCGCGCCGUGUGGCCGUGCCGGUGCUGGUCAAGGACGGCAAGCCGUGCCAGAACGGGGCGGGCACGCCGACGCCGGGCCAGGCCGGGCCGCAGCAGCCGUCGGCCCCUACGCCCGGGCCAGACCUGGAGGAGCUGUCGCCCAGCCCGCCCCCGCUGCACGGCCCGGGGGGCGGCCUGGCGGCGCUGGACGCGGCCGCCGGGGACUACGGCGGCGGGGUGCUCGGCGCCAACCUGCUCUAUGGCAGGACGUGGUGA